AUGUCGUGUUACGUGGGGGCUGUAUUCGUGGAUCAGAUGCCGAAAGAGACCUCGCGAUCGCUACCGUCGGGUUGUCAGGAAGAAGGCGAAGAAGGACCCAAUUGGGAGGGCGAAGUCGUCAAAGAAAACAGCGGAGAUUAA
This is a messenger RNA of Phytophthora nicotianae INRA-310, 141 nucleotides long. RefSeq lists its product as hypothetical. The record is from RefSeq and is a predicted model, not a curated record. NCBI's taxonomy places the organism in Eukaryota, Oomycota, Peronosporomycetes, Peronosporales, Peronosporaceae. The coding region runs from base 1 to 141 and encodes 46 amino acids. The transcript is spliced from 2 exons.